AUGAGCUGGACCUGCCCGCGUUGCCAGCAACCCGUUUUCUUUGCGGAGAAGGUGAGCUCCCUGGGCAAGAACUGGCACCGCUUCUGCCUGAAAUGUGAACGCUGCCACAGCGUCCUGUCCCCAGGAGGGCAUGCAGAGCACAAUGGGAGGCCGUAUUGCCACAAGCCAUGCUAUGGGGCUCUCUUUGGACCCAGGGGGGUGAACAUUGGUGGUGUGGGCUCCUACCUCUACAACCCUCCCACUCCCACCCCAGCCAGCACCACUCCCCUCAGCCCCAGCAGUUUCAGCGCCCCCAGGCCCAGGACUGGCCUCCCCCAGGGCAAGAAAAGCCCUCCCCACAUGAAGACAUUCACUGGGGAGACUUCACUGUGCCCUGGCUGUGAGGAACCUGUCUAUUUUGCUGAGAAGGUGAUGUCUUUGGGCAGAAAUUGGCACCGACCCUGUCUGAGGUGCCAGCGCUGCCGGAAGACCCUGACUGCUGGGAGUCAUGCUGAGCAUGACGGCGUCCCCUACUGCCACAUCCCCUGCUACGGCUACCUGUUUGGCCCCAAAGGUGUGAACAUUGGUGAUGUGGGCUGCUACAUCUAUGACCCCGUGGAGAUAAAAUCCAAAUGAGAUGCUCACAGGAGAGGUCACUCUAACUCAGGCCUCAUACCAUCCCCUCCAUGAUCCAGUGGGAGCUACAGAAUUCUCCAGUCCCACAGGGGGAAGAUGGUCUUCCAGUGGCCUGGGCCUAGGCUCCAUGGUAGACCAGGGAGUCUAGACUUUGCCGAUUCCUCCCUUUCCUGUUCCUAUCUGGUUAGGAGACAUAGGCCACCAUAUUUUAAAGGGUAGCCUCCUGGCCUUCCCAGUCCCUUUCCCUAGCAAAUUCUUUAACUUCAAGGUACUUAAAAAACGUGUUUAUUCUGACUUCUCCAAUAAAAUGUUGGCUCCC
This is a messenger RNA of Odobenus rosmarus divergens (Pacific walrus), 934 nucleotides long. It is a transcript of the gene CRIP3, whose product is annotated as cysteine-rich protein 3. The record is from RefSeq and is a predicted model, not a curated record. The transcript is spliced from 8 exons. Bases 1 to 615 code for a protein of 204 amino acids. NCBI's taxonomy places the organism in Eukaryota, Metazoa, Chordata, Mammalia, Carnivora, Odobenidae.